This is a messenger RNA of Lepisosteus oculatus (spotted gar), 2148 nucleotides long. RefSeq names its product ribosomal L1 domain containing 1 (gene rsl1d1). Lineage: Eukaryota; Metazoa; Chordata; Actinopteri; Semionotiformes; Lepisosteidae. The record is from RefSeq and is a predicted model, not a curated record.
UUGACGCAUGUCCGAGUCCUGUGGGCCGCACGUGUCAGGAGAGGCAGCAUGGCGACCGAUCAGAGCGGUGGUGUGGAGUUGGAUCGCUCGCAGGUGAAGAAGGCUGCGCAGGCCCUGCUGGCCUACCUGAAGAGCACGCCCAGCUCGGGCUCCGUCCUGCUGGACGAGCACCAGCACAUCUCCCUGCUCUUCACUCUCUGGAAGGUCCCCAAGAAGGAGCAGACUAUCCGCAUCCCCUUACCCCAUGGCCUGCGCUUGGAAUCCGGGGACGUGUGUCUCUUCACCAAGGACGAGCCCAACAUGACUUCUGACCAGACGGAGCGCUUCUACAAGAGGCUGCUCUCGGAGAAGGGAGUCAAAGGAAUUACACAGGUGAUGCCCUUCCGGGUGCUGAAGAAGGAGUACAAGUCCUUUGAAGCGAAGCGGAGGCUUCUGGGCAACUUCGACCUCUUCCUGGCAGACGACAGGGUUCGCCGGCUCCUGCCCUCGCACAUCGGAAAGCACUUCUACCAGAGCAAGAAGGCUCCCCUCUCCGUGGACCUGCAGGGGAAGCAGCUGGCGAGGGACAUGACGCGGCUCAUCCAGGGCUCCACUCUGGGCGUCUCCAACAAGGGCCCCUGCUGCAUGGCUCGUGUGGCUCACUCAGAGAUGUCGGUGGACCAGGUGGUGGAGAAUAUCGCAGCAGCUUUCAGCACGGUAGCGGAGAAGCUGCCCAAGAAAGGAAAGAGUAUCAAGAUCGUCCAUCUGAAGAGCCAGUCCUCCGUGUCUCUGCCCAUCUACACCUCUGACCUCAGCCACUUGGCCCUGCUGGAGGGCGGGUCAGACAGCGCGGAGAAAGCGGAGAAGGCAGACAAGCCCAAGACCAAGAAGAAGAGAGUGAUGUCGACUCUGGGGAAACAUGAGAGCCCAGCUGCUGAGGAAGAAGAGAUUCCACGGCUAGUUCCCAUAGAAACGCCACCGAAGAAGGCCAGGCGGGAGGCACCAGCAAGGAAGGAGCUUGAGUCGGCGCCCCAAACUGUAGAAAUCAAGGGGAGCAAACCCCUUUCUUCUCCGGGAUCCCUUCCGGCGACAGCUGGCAAACAGGGCAUUGGGGCGAAAACAAAGGUGUCCCAGACCCCCAAGAAGCCUCUGGCGCCGCGCAGGCUGCCAGGGGUGCUGCAGCGGAAGACGCCCCCCAAGAAGACCCAGGGCUCCUCGGCCCGAUCGAAACUGUCCAAGUCGGCCAAGAAAUCACCCAGAACCCCACUGCAGAAACGGAAGAAGAGGACAGUGCCGCAGUCGUGUUAAAGACACGCCCGCUUCCUGGCACGCCCACACGGGACUCCUGAGCCCAGCUGUUAGAAAACUGGCUUCAUUUUUAAAAGCGCAAGCGAGAAAGGUCUCCGCGUGCGCACUAGUGCACACAGCGACUGUGCGGGAAUUCUUGUCAUCUGUGUGUGUGCGUGUGUGGAUGUGCGCGUGCCGAUUUGCCAGGCAAAGUGAAAGAGAGGCAGGGAAAGUAGUUGAGAGCUUGACACUGCUUUCCAGUUCCAAGGACAGUCUUGAGUUACAAAACAGGCCAUGUGCCAGGCAUGGGUUAAACGGUUCUGAUGUGCUGCAGUUUGAAUGAAGCUUCCUCUGUACUGUUUGAGGUUCACUGUUGGUUAAGGCUGAGGCAGUGUUGGUGUACGUGAGCAGUUGUGUGAGCUUAUAGUGCUCCUGCAAGUGUGGCUGGUGGGAGGAUUAAUGUGCCAGUGUGUACAGACCUGGGCCUUGUCACUGAACUUUAUUUUAUAAACUUCUCUCCUGCCUUACACCCCUCCCCCUGACCGCACACUCGAAACAACAGUCCCUGACGUUGUGUAAGAAAAUAGAAACGUUCCACCUCCUUCCAGCACAGUAAUAAAUGGAAAGCGGAGACAGUGCCGCUUACUACCAGAAGGUUGACUUGAAACAGAGCUGCAGACUGGUUUGCAUCACCUUAGUACCUCUCAAAAUGAGAGGAGGAAUGGAGGAGGGAGUAAAGAUGCAAUUCCACUGCACCGAUUGAAAAGAUACCAGCUUGUGGUUCAGAUGGUUCUGCUUUGUCCAUGCCUGUGUUUUAUAUUCAGGACAGGUAACUCGAAUGCUGUUUUUGUUAACCCAAUAAAUCCCUAAUGCCAUUUCCUA